UGUUAUUUAUUACUGAUGUAGAAUGAUAAAAUAGGUUCAAGAUUUUAAUUUACCAUUUUCAAGAUGGAAGUUAAACAGUUUUAUAAUAAAACAAUAAGUCCACUGGUUAUCAAUACGUUUUCCUGCAAAUGGUCGCAGGAUAAUAGACUCUCUAUUGUCACAGAGAAAGUAGUUCAUGUUUUUGAAAUAAAACCAGCUCCACAUCAAGCUACUCCUAUUUUAAAUCUAUCUCGUUCAUUUAUCAAUUCACCAAAAGCAAUGCCAAGUAAAUCUUACGAGGAUGAAAUUGUAUCAAAGAUUUUCGAUUGGAAAAAAGAAAAUGUUUACUCUUUUUUAAAGAAUGAUACAUAUACUCCUGAAUUUCCUAAAACAAAAGUAUUAAAGCCAGAAAUAAUCAAUGUAUUUUGGUCACCAAAAGGACUUUUACAUCCUCAAAAAUGUUUACUGGCUGUAUUAACAUCUGCAGGAUCUUUAGAAAUUACAGUACAAAUUGAAAAGAAUUGGUUUUUAAUACAUGAAUUGAGCAAAGAUUGGUUCAAAAUUAUAGAUGAGGAUUUUAAAAGCUUAAGGGAAACAGUAAUAAUAGAUGCUGCGUGUUUGAAGGAACAACUAAAUAGAUUAUUAGUGACUAAUGCAGCAUGGAGUAGCUUGCAUCAUCGGGGUGGCAGUGCAAGCUUUGCAUAUCUUGUGACUGCUCAUAGAAAUGCAGAGAUUGUUAUAUGGAAAGUUCAUAGAGUGUUAGCUGAUACUGUAUACAUAGAUACUAGGAUAAAUGUUGAGUUUAAAUUUAGAAAGAAACUAACUGAGGACAGUAGUAAAAUUAAUACAAUGUUGUGGGUAGACUUGGGAGAUAACAAAUAUCUGCUGUUUGUUGGAUUUUAUAAUGGACAAAUUGGUGUUUUAAAACUGCAGGAGUUUGAAGGUGGCUUGACUUGUAGCUUAUAUUCUGUUUGUUUUAAUGAGGAUAGAAUUAUUGUGAAUUCCAUGGAAAUUUUACAACAAACCAGUAAGCAGCUGGAGCUUUUGGCUGUGAAGGACAGGUAUUUACUUAUUCUUACUGUAGAUAUUUUUGGUAAGAUGAUCAGUAUGAAAUUCAUUAUGAGUCCAGGUUUUUCAAUAACAGGCGUUUCUAUUAUCAACUCAAAUAACAUCUUAAUGGUCACACAAGAUGGUAAAAUUUGCAUGGUUCAAAAGUCUCAUGGUAAAGAGUUGACCUAUAAGCCAUUAAAAUCAGACAUUGCUAAGGACGCUUUGCAGUAUCUGGGAUUGAUCAGUUCGCGUAAUAAACUUCUACAUAUUUUAGUAAGCAGCCCAGCCGUGAUGUAUGAUCAUCUACGAAAUCGUGAGCCAACAAACCUUUGUUUUUUCACUUUACAUGAUUUACAAUCACAAAAUGUGAUCAAUGAUUUGUAUAACAACGAAGAGCAAUCUUUAAUUGAUUACUGGGACUACUUGGAAUUAAUAAAAGUAUCUGCUGUGAAACGCGGUAUGCUGCCUGCAAUAAAUUAUAAAAUAGAAAAUUUAGAUUUUAUGUCUCUGUAUGAAUUGAAAGUCACCUACUGGAAUAUUAACAUCAUGGAAACAGUAAGGAAGAAAAAUUCUCCAGAUGAAGAUUACAGACAACCAAAAGAGAUUGAACAAGUCAAAACCUACAUAUUCUUCUAUAGUGCUUCGAUGUAUCUCCAGCAUCUCACUCGACUACCAACUCUAACCGACAACCAGAAACUCUCUAUGAGUCUUGUAAGAAAUCAUUUAGACAUCUGGUACGCUGGAGAAGAAGAAGAGACCGAAACGCCAUUGUCCCUUACUGUCAAAGAGAUUCUCGAAGCUACUGGGGCUUUCGACUUAAUUCAACAAGAAAAAUGUAAUUUUUGCGAGGAAUUAAUCACGGAACCGUGGGCUCUUUCUUGUCUGCAAGGACACAAGCUUCCAAGAUGUGCUUUAACGAGAUUACAAGUGACUUGUACGAAGUAUAGAACAUGCCCGAUUUGUCAAGAAGUUUAUCAUCCUUGUCUUGAUGACGAAAUGAGCGAAGUUAAGUGUAUUUACUGUGAUAUUCCAGUUGUCUACAUGUAUUUAAAAAUUGAUCCUCAAUUACUUACUUCUACGAGGAAUUUGUCGAAAGUCAAACUUAUUUUCAUUGGUAGUAACAAAGAAAAGGAUAAGGAGAAAGACGAAGAGGAUGAUGCAUAAUAUUAUUCGAAGAU
Molecule: messenger RNA, 2207 nt
Organism: Phymastichus coffea
Lineage: Eukaryota; Metazoa; Arthropoda; Insecta; Hymenoptera; Eulophidae
Exons: 3
Coding region: 64-2193 (709 amino acids)
Biological process (GO): transcription initiation at RNA polymerase III promoter
Cellular component (GO): transcription factor TFIIIC complex
Molecular function (GO): protein binding; histone acetyltransferase activity
Source: RefSeq, a predicted model, not a curated record